UUACCCAUGAAGGAGUUGCACAGUGAAUUCCUUGUUGAGGAUUACUCAUUUUCUCUCUUGCCUAUGACUGAGGCUGUUUCUGACGUCCUGCCCCUGGUUUCGCCUGUCCCAAGGAUUUCAUUUGAAGGGUGGGUCACUCCCCCCACUUCCCCCACCCCAACCGGAGCCUGUGACCAGGACCAAUGAAAGCAAAGGACCUCAUCCUCCCGGUGACUAAGAACUCAGAGUAUUUAAGCGGUUGCAGCAAUGGGCUGAAAAUUGCUUUUGCUUUCGCCACUGACGGGCACUCUCUCAUCGGAUCUGGGGCAUCGCUGAGCUGCAGUGAAGGGGCAAGAGACCUCCCAGACCCCUCGCCGCCAUGUGCUACGGCCAAUGCGCUCGAUGCAUCGGGCGUUCUCUGCUGCUGUUUGCCAUCCUCUGCAUUGUGGCUAAUAUUCUGCUUUACUUUCCCAACGGGGAAACCAAGUAUGCCUCUGAGAACCACCUCAGCCGCUUCGUGUGGUUCUUUUCUGGCAUCGCAGGAGGGGGCUUGAUGAUUUUCCUGCCCGCGUUUGUCUUCAUGGGGCUGGAGGAGGAGGACUGUUGCGGCUGCUGCGGCCACGAAAACUGCGGCAAGAGAUGCGCGAUGCUUUCGUCUAUACUGGCCGCUGUCAUCGGACUUGCGGGAUCUGGCUACUGCGUCAUCGUGGCAGCCCUGGGCUUAGCGGAAGGACCACUGUGUCGUGGUGCCGCCGGCAGCUGGAACUACACCUUUGCCAACACUGACGGAGAAUACCUUCUGAAUAGGUCCACAUGGUCCCAGUGCAUUGAACCCAAGCAUGUCGUGGAAUGGAAUGUCACUCUGUUUUCUAUCCUUUUGGCACUUGGUGGCAUUGAAUUCAUCUUGUGUGUCAUUCAAGUAAUAAAUGGAAUACUUGGAGGCAUAUGUGGCUUUUGCAACUCUCGCCAACAGCGAUACGACUGUUAAAAGAACCGUCCCAGGACAGAACCACAAUCUUCCUCUAUUUCACUGUAAUUUAUAUAUUUUUUCUUGUAUUAAUUUGUAAAACUUUGUACUAGUGUAUCAUACUCCACAUAUUCUACUUUUAUAAAUGUGUAUAAAGACUAGCAUCUUCACAUGAUGUCAGUGUUUGAACUGAGCAAACAAACAUUUCUUUAGGGAUGAGAAAAUAAACCACACUCUGGAGAUUAUUUACAGACUGGAUGACGGUCCUCAGCAUAUCUGAGAUAAACUGUGGCCUGAAGUAAUGCUUUUGAGAAGCAUUACAAGGAUAAAUAUCACAUUCCAAUUACUGUUGUAUAUAUGUAUAUGUGCAUGUGUUUAUUAAAUGAAAGACAGAUUUCUAGUUGCUUUUUUUAAGACCAUGAAGGAGAAAAAUCCAAAAACCUGAAAAGAUGUGUUUUUUCACUGUUUAUAUGGUGUUUCCCAUUUGUACACCUGCGAAUCUCUAACAAGAGGCCUUUUGGAAUUGUUUGGUGUUCUGUGAAAGACAGAUGCUUGCCUGAAGUUGGGAGGGCUGAUUGAGAAUGCUCCAAGA
This is a messenger RNA of Ceratotherium simum simum (southern white rhinoceros), 1538 nucleotides long. Lineage: Eukaryota; Metazoa; Chordata; Mammalia; Perissodactyla; Rhinocerotidae. The record is from RefSeq and is a predicted model, not a curated record.